AUGCAUUCCCAACCUUCUGUCCACCAGAGCGACUCACGCGGGCCUGUCCACCACGGUAAAAACGCUUCUAAGAAGUUCCAAGAAGAUCACCAGGCGUCUUCACACACGUACGAAGAAGCCGAGGCGGUGAAACGUUACGCGACUGCAGACCGCACAUAUCCAGGAGGAGCAGGACGCGGCCGCCAUGCUCUCUGUAGCUUUAUACUCUCCCACCGCAACUACAUUGUGGCCGGGAUUGCUCUGAUACUAAGUCUUGUUGCGGUGGGAGUCGCUCCUCUGACGUUCAUCAAUAAGAAGGAAAUUUCUCGCCUGUCCACCACUGUUGACGCCUUAAAGAGCAACCAAGAUCACAUGCGUCAACUGUCCACCAUCGUGGAAGCCUUGAAGCGUGACCAAGACGACAUGCGUCAACUGCCUACCACGACUGACACCUUGAAAUGUGACCAAGACGACAUUGACCAACUUUCGACCACCGUCGACGCCCUGAAACGCGACCAAGAAGACAUGCGCCAACUGUUCACCACUGUUGACACCAUGAAGCACGCCCUGGACACUGAGCGAAAUCGAACCGUUGCCUUGGAGAAACGACUUCACGAGAUAAGCAAGACUAUAAUACCUUGUACUGAAGGUUACGCAGUAUGGCGUGGAAUCUGCUACAAGCUCUUCAACACAAAGAAGACCUUCGGCGGAGCGGCCGCGGCCUGUCGUGAAGACGGCGGCACUCUCGCCAUGCCCCGUGACGCCGAGACCAACGCCUUUCUGCUCUUCUUGUACAAGUCCGUGGGCGACAAGAAUUGCUACUGGUUCGGCCUGCACGAUCGGAGGGAAGAGGGAAGCUUUGAGUGGAUGGAUGGUACUGCGCUUGGGGAUUACAACCACUGGGCUCCAGGAGAACCAAACAACAAUGGAGGGAACGAAGAUUGCGUCCAUUACUGCUCAUACAAAUCCUGGGAGGACAAAUGGAACGACGAACCAUGCGGCAGGCCUUAUCGCUUCAUAUGCCAGGCUGUUCCAGUAUAUUAUCUUUUGAAUCUAAGUUUAUUAUUAUUAUGGGGAGCGAACGUAACGUACGCAUACAGACUGAUGCAGAAUCUUCUACAGAACUACAGCGUGGCGGUGCGACCAUCCAUGAACCUCUCCAAUCCCAUCCAGGUCAAGUUCGGCAUCGCCUUGUCACAGAUCAUAGACAUGGAUGAGAGGAAUCAGAUACUAACGGCGUACGUGUGGCUCAGAAUGCGUUGGAACGACUGCAGCCUGAAGUGGAACCCAGCUGAGUAUGACGGUCUGGCUGAACUGAGGAUCCCUUCUACCCACGUCUGGAAACCUGACAUCGUCUUGUACAACAAUGCGGAUGACCAGUUCACGAGCCGUAUGGAGACGAACGUUGUCCUGAGCCACACGGGGGACAUCUACUGGGACUCCCCGGCAAUCACCAAGAGCUCCUGCGAGGUGGACGUCUCCUACUUCCCGUUCGACUACCAGAACUGCCGCGUCACCUUCGGCUCAUGGACAUACACAAUUAAGCAGUUGGAGGUUGUGGCUGAGUCCGAGGAAGGAGAUUUGCAGGAUUACAUCCCUAACGUGGAGUGGGAUGUGCUGGGCAUGCCGGCAUUCCGGAAUCUCGUCUUCUAUGGAUGUUGUCCGGAUCCUUUUCCGGAUGUGACGUACAGUCUCAAGCUUCAGAGAAAAUCGCUGUUCUACAUCAUCAACCUGAUCGUCCCGUGCGUGCUGAUCUCCCUCCUGGCACCCUUCAGCUUCUACCUGCCGGCAAACUCCGGAGAGAAGGUGUCCCUCGGGGUCACCGUACUUCUGGCGCUCACUGUGUUCCAGCUUCUAGUGGCCGAGUCCAUGCCGCCUUCGGAGAACAUUCCUCUCAUAGGUAAAUACUACAUCGUGACCAUGACGUUGAUGUCCCUAUCGACUGCAAUGACCAUCUUCGUCAUGAACGUGCACCACUGCGGCCCUGACCGCCGCCCCGUCCCGAGAUGGAUCCGCCGCUUCUUCCUGGACACCAUCGCACCGAUCCUGGUCGGGGAAGCCGGCGGGCGGAAGGGCAGCGUGAGCCCGAGCGGCACCAGCGACACCCCGGUGGACAUCACCGCCGAGGACACCGUCCAAACCGUCAUGGAAGAAUGCGAGCUCCGAAACCAGAAGGGGCACAUGUCGAACGGGGUGGUCGCUCCUGCCAUGGCACGCAAUCUUCCCCGCCUCAGCUUUACCGGCUUCGACACCUGCAAGAGUUCUUUCCUCUCUGACGACGUCCUCCGAUCAAGAAACCUGGCCACUGACCCAACUAAUAAUGCUUUCAACGUACUGCAGCACAAGUCCGAACUGUCCAAUAUUGCUAAGAAUGUGGAGUGUGUGGCUAACUACGUACAGGGCCGAGCACAGGAGUGGGAAAUACAGGGAGACUGGGCUAAGGUUGCCAAGGUGAUAGAUCGUAUCUUCAUGUGUAUCUUUAUCUUUGUGGGUGCCAUCAUCAGUAUACUGAUACUCACUAAGGUUAUUUAGAUACCCCAUAUCCCAAAGUAUGUAACUCAAUGUUGCAUUCGUGGUUACACCAAGCACACCUGGCUCCCAUCAAUUUAUCUACAUAAUGUAGUGUAGAAUGGGUCUGCUAGCUGAUCGCCCCUGUAAAAGACCGUUGUCGUUGUGGGAGGCCAGUUUGCGUUGGCCAUCCAAGCUGCUUUGUAAGCGCCAACGAUUUGUUGGCAAAAUGCCAGACAUCCAUGUUACUACUAGUACUCUAGAUGCAAAAUUAACAUCACAAGAGGGCAUGUCAUUGCAUUGAUCGUAUCGAACAUCGAGGCAUAGUUUAUCCAAGGAGGUUAAAAACCUCUUUGGUUUAUCAACGUUUCCCUGCUGCCUCCUUGCAGUAUCUGUCUAAACUGCAAUACAGGCUUAUCAAAGUAGGAAGCACCAACUGCAGCCUCGUUUUGGUGCAUGACCUGAUGGAUGACCUUGGGAAAUUCAAAAUGGCCGCCGCAAUAUUGGCCAAAGGUCUAUUAUCUAUU
Messenger RNA from Branchiostoma floridae (Florida lancelet), 3014 nucleotides. RefSeq names its product neuronal acetylcholine receptor subunit alpha-9-like. Bases 1 to 2511 code for a protein of 836 amino acids. Gene Ontology annotation, cellular component: postsynaptic membrane. Gene Ontology annotation, molecular function: transmembrane signaling receptor activity; acetylcholine-gated monoatomic cation-selective channel activity. The record is from RefSeq and is a predicted model, not a curated record. The transcript has 12 exons. Lineage: Eukaryota; Metazoa; Chordata; Leptocardii; Amphioxiformes; Branchiostomatidae. Gene Ontology annotation, biological process: monoatomic ion transmembrane transport.